GCCCUUUGAAGGGUUCCCAAGUUCGAAGCCUGUCCUGCUGUUGAAAUCAGAUCUUCCUGCCCGAGGGAGUCAGGAAAUCCUAGAUACAGCUCCUAGUGCUGGGCUGAGCAUUCAGUGGGCUCAUUGAGCGUCUCGACCAGACCACACCCUCUCUCGCAGGGGACUGAGGAAGGCCUUCUGAGAAGAAGUGCGACAGAAAACUGUUCUGAAGCUUCGGUUUCCACAGCGCUUUAGAAGACAUGGAGCGCCGGAUAUUGUACUCGAUUUAAUCUGGCAACGAUGAAGCAAUCGGGGCUGUUCUGAGAGCGAAAGAAGCUUGGAGGAAAGUGCCCCUGUAGCCCCAGGGAAGACAGGGGAACUGCCAAACACAAAUUAAUCCUUAACGCACUGCCCUCUCCCCAAGGCAUGAGGCCUGAAAAUAGAGCCAGACUUUUCAAAAGAUGGAAACAUCACCACCCAGAACAGGUUCUUCUAAAAGACAGCUGAAGACCACCCAGGAAAGCAUUCCCAGAGUCCAUUCAUGGCAAGUUGGGCUGUGGAUGGGGGUGUGUCAUCUCCAGGCUCCUACAAAUGGUGGAGAUGUCUGCCCAGAGGUUGGCUCCUAACAGAACAUCCCUGCAGUCAGCUUCGAAUUCUGACUACAGCUGGGAGUAUGAGUAUUACGAGAUCGGACCAGUUUCCUUUGAAGGACUGAAGGCUCAUAAAUAUUCCAUUGUGAUUGGAUUCUGGGUUGGUCUCGCCGUUUUUGUGAUUUUCAUGUUUUUUGUGCUGACUUUGCUGACAAAGACAGGCGCCCCACACCAAGACAAUGCAGAGUCGUCAGAGAAGAGGUUCAGAAUGAACAGCUUCGUGUCAGACUUUGGGAAGCCACCAGAGUCAGAUAAGGUGUUCUCUCGUCAGGGCAACGAGGAGUCCAGGUCUCUCUUCCACUGUUAUAUCAACGAAGUGGAACACUUGGACCGGGUGAAAGCCUGCCACCAGACAACAGCCAUCGACAGUGAUGUCCAUCUCCAGGAAGCCAUCCGAAGCAGUGCGGAGGCUGAGGAGCAGCUGAGCAGGUUUAUGAAGUUUGACAUCCCCAACUUCGUAAACACGGACCAGAACUCCUCCUUUGGGGAAGAUGACCUUCUGAUUUCGGAACCACCUGUUCUUCUAGAAAAUAAGCCGGUUUCUCAGACCUCACGGAAAGACCUGGGCUGAGAAAUGGCGCUUUCCUGAGGAUGUGUUCUGUCUCUGUAUAGCAAGAACCCUCCACCCACUCCACACCCUGCCCUCCCACCCGUGUGUGUGUGUGUGUGUGUGUGUGUGUGUGUGUGUGUGUAGAGGGGAGAGAGGAUGAUGUUUAAAGUUUAAGGCUUAGGCUAGGGCGGGGACUUAGUGAUAGCCAUGUAGAGUUUGGAGAUGGAAGACACCAUUUUGUUUUUUGGAGAUGGUGGUGACUUUGUUUUUUUUUCUUCUCAUAUUAAAAACACACAGUAUCAAAGUUUUCUUAUUGAAACUAUUGGCCACAUAUGCAAUCGAGCUCCCCUAGGUGAGGUUAGGUCACUGCAUUCUCAUCUAGCACUUUGCCACCGUUCUUUGCCUGUGACAAGCUGGACUGCCGUGGCUUUAAAGGUCAGGUGGCAUGUCUGCAGUAGCUGAACCAUCCCAGCUCUAGUAGUUUGUGACUUUCAGACUUAGCAUCCAACACGAGUUCAUGUAUAUAUAAGCAGUGGAAAAUAGAACACGGCAUCCUGGCUCUGAUGGCAGGCUAGCCAGGUCUUGGUACCCUCCCUCCACCCGGUCCUUCACUAAGUCAUAUUUUAGUUGGGGAAUCUUUACCAGGAUGCCAGGAGAAUCUCACACACUGUGACAGACAGUGUUUCUGCUGAGUUACGCUGAGGCAGUUUACCUGAGGAACUCCAUCUGUCUGUGCUUUAAACCUGGGACAGCUCUGGCCCCAUGAAUGCCAGCCUAAAGUAUUUCACAAGCAUUUCAGCUCUCAAAAAAUGUUAAGGCAGAUUGUUAUUUGACUGAUGCGAGUCUCUUCUGGCUGUCCCUGUGGUUACGCUGCUGGAUUGUUUUGCUUCAGAACAAGAUACUGUAUGCCAUGUGGUCUGUCUGCUUGGCAGGCGUGUAGGUGUUGACUGCCUGGCAUGGAAUUGAGAUGGCUAGUGGGUUGUGUGUACAUUAACAGCUGUUCAGGGUGGGGGAGCAACAUGAUGUUCAUUUCACAAAGGAAUCCACCCUACUUUGCUGGUGUCGAAAACAACUCAAUUCUGCACAGUGAGUUGUAUGCAUGGCCAGCUGCUAAUCUUUGGGUGGCAUCGUCUUUACAUCCACCAUCUGUCUCGCUUCAGUUGCAAAAUAAAUGCAUUUAUUGCA
Messenger RNA from Microtus ochrogaster (prairie vole), 2364 nucleotides. RefSeq names its product melanocortin 2 receptor accessory protein 2 (gene Mrap2). Gene Ontology annotation, cellular component: plasma membrane; endoplasmic reticulum. Gene Ontology annotation, biological process: regulation of adenylate cyclase-activating G protein-coupled receptor signaling pathway; protein localization to plasma membrane. The record is from RefSeq and is a predicted model, not a curated record. Gene Ontology annotation, molecular function: type 1 melanocortin receptor binding; type 3 melanocortin receptor binding; corticotropin hormone receptor binding. Lineage: Eukaryota; Metazoa; Chordata; Mammalia; Rodentia; Cricetidae.